AUGGAGAAACCUUGGAAAUGUGAGGACUGUCGUAAAAGUCUCAAUUACCCAUCCCUGCUGGAAAACCAUCAACGUAUUCACACUGGGAAGAAGUCAUUCAUUUGUUCUGUAUGUGGAAGGGAUUCACUUGGUUAUCUGGCCUUUGAUCACACAAUUCACACUGAGGAGAAGCUGUUCAGCUGCAAUUCCUGUGGAAAGAGGUACAGACAUUCUUACGCCCUUACUGUACACCAUCAUAUUCACAGUGGUCAAAAACCAUUCGCCUGCCCUGAGUGCGGGAUGAGAUUCACUCAGAACUUUCACUUGCCGGCACACCGAUGUAGUUACACUGGGGAGAGGCCAUUCGCCUGCUCUGAGCGUGGGAAAGGAUUCACAGUUUUGUCUGACCUCACUGCACACGAGCACACUCACACAGGGGAGAAGCCAUUCACCUGCUCCAUUGUGUGGGAAGACAUUUGCUUGGUCUUCCAACCUCACUGCGCACCAGCGGUUCACACUAGGGAGAAGCCAUUCAUUUGCUCCACGUGUGGGAAGCGAUUCGCCAAGUCUUCCAACCUGUUAACACACCACUGA
This is a messenger RNA of Rhincodon typus (whale shark), 573 nucleotides long. RefSeq names its product zinc finger protein 879-like. Bases 1 to 573 code for a protein of 190 amino acids. NCBI's taxonomy places the organism in Eukaryota, Metazoa, Chordata, Chondrichthyes, Orectolobiformes, Rhincodontidae. The transcript has 3 exons. Gene Ontology annotation, biological process: regulation of immune system process; negative regulation of transcription by RNA polymerase II; regulation of cytokine production. The record is from RefSeq and is a predicted model, not a curated record.